GUAACGGGUCGCAGGUGUAAACAAGUGUCCUGUCGAAAGAAGUCCAGUCGGUCCAUUCUGUGUCGAUAUUGUUAGUUCACAAGGCCAGUGUUAAUCUGCCCUAGAUGUUACUAUGGCAGAUGGCGGUCCUUCUCCGGAACUGGACGAACACCUACUGGAGUGUCCAAUAUGUCUGGAGCGACUUCGACAACCCAAGUCCUUACCCUGCCUACACUCUUUCUGUCAGGAAUACCUCAGGACCUACAUCACCAAGGAACUGUCUGGAAAAAUGGCGUCGGCAACAUCGUUCCCCUGUCCCGUAUGUAGGAGAAUGACCCAGACCGUCAAUCAAACGGAAGCUAAGGACAAAUGGGCAGAACAGUUCCCGACUAAUGCUGUGGUCCAGGACCUUAUCCAGCUUAAGGAACGUUCGUCUGAACCACUGUACUGCAAGCCAUGUCAGACAAGAGAUAACCUGACCAAUCUAGCGAAAUUCUGGUGCAAGUCGAUGAACGCAAAUUUUUGUGAGUCUUGUAAGGUUCAAUUUCAUGAUAUCAUACACAAUGAUUGUGAUAUCUUAGAUAUCACCAGAUACGAUAGCAGGGGAACCAAACAGAGCAGGUCAGUCCCGAAAUGUGACCAACACCACAAGAAAUUAAUUUGGUACUGUGAAAACCACAAACGUCUUGGUUGCAACAUAUGCAUGAUCAAAGACCACAGACGUUGUGGUGAGGUGACAACGGCGAUGGAAUAUUUACAGAAGUUAAAAGCCGGUUCACAACUAGAAGAGAUGGAGAUGGCACUGAAGAAAGGAACACAGGCUAUGACGUCAUUGGUGAAGGAUUUUGACGAGCAGAUCCAAACCAUGGUCCAAAAUCAGGAAAUCGCACUGCAAAGCAUCAAGGAUCUGCGCCAAAGUGUCGAAGAACAGCUGAACAAACUUCAGAAGGACGUCACUGAUAAGUUGAUUACAUUGUUUAAAGAGGAGAAGGGGAAUAUAGAGGCCUCGUUACGACAGUGUGAACGUCUGAUAAACAGUAUGGUUAAUACCAUGAAGCUGUCCGUGACUGCCGCAGAGGGGAACGACGCUAUUGAGGCGAUAGUGUUGUAUCAGAGAGGACAGGCAGAAGUGGAGUCGUGUAAGGUCCUGGUCAAGGAAAUAAGCAAGUCAUUCACGUCCGUUAUCAUUAACCAUCAUAUUGUUCCCAGACUGGAAACCCUUGGCGAUGAGGCGAUGGGGAAGAUCGUCAUCGAGAGACAACGCCGAUGUUUUCCUGAUGAUCUUAAUUACCUGUCCGUACCUUUGUCAGAGCGUAAUGUGACAAAAAUAGGGAAGUUUAACGUAAAGACUCCGUCAGAUAAAAAUGAUUGUUUGAUAUGGGGAGUUGUGUACCUUCCUUAUGAACAUAUAUUACUUAGUGAUUACAACAACAAGAAGCUUAAGCUGUUUACAGACAAAGGACAGGACCUGGACGAGUUGAGCAUUCGUGGAUGUCCCAGUGAUCUUUGUCUGGUAAACAACAAUACCAUGGCCGUCGCUGUCACCAGUCCUAGUGGUGUCCGUGUCGUGAAAGUCGAGGAUUCAAAACUCUCCCUGUUGUCUGAGAUCAAUAUGCCGAAUUGUAAAGACUGUUAUGGUAUAACAUAUACAGACGGUAGGUUUAUCGUGGGUACAGGUGGAGGAGACGUAUACAUUGUGACACAGAACGGAGCGACUGAGUUGUUAUACAAGUAUAACAAUGUCUGUUAUUUCCUCACACAAGAUCCAGUAAAGGGAGACACACUCGUCAGUGUCAAUAAUUACAAUACGGGGAACGUCGCGGUGUCCAGACUGUCAGCUGACAAACGUCACACGGAUGUGAUGAAGGUCGGUGUCGUGAGAAGUGCUAUUGGAAUAGACGUGGACAGGGAGGGUAACAUCUACGUGUGUGGUUAUAGUUCACACAACGUCGUGCAGAUGUCAGGGGACGGGGCACACGUCAGGGAACUGCUGACGUCAAUGGAUGGAACGGAAUAUCCACGGGCAAUAGCUGUUCAUGGCGACACGUUUGUGGUCACUUCUUUGGGUUCUGCAGAGCAACGUAAUUCUAUCUGUAUAUUUCAACUCUGCUAAAUGUAAUACAGAUGCACACAUGAUUGCGUUGAUCAUGUGGCGUGUAUAUGUACUAACAUAGUCAAACAAACAAUUAAUAAAAAACAACAACAUUGCAGUCACUAUGGUUGUGUGAAAUACAUUUUCUGAACUGUACAUAUAUUUGCUUUCUUACCGGAUAUUUUGUUGAUUUUUAUCACAUAAGAAAAAAAGACAGUAAGAACUUACUAACUGUCAAAAAUAAUGAUUACACAUGAAAGAGAGACAUUCAUUAUAUCUGAUUUAUUAUUAUUAUUUUGUUUCCAAUUUGAUGAAAAUCUGACUUAGUUUGUAUCACGUUUAAUCAACUUAAUAAAAACUAUCGCAUUGUUUGAAGUUGUUUUAAUUUCUGUGGUCCUGUUCGAAUACCAUCAUUGUGUAAAAAUUGGAGUUUUACUGAAA
Messenger RNA from Mizuhopecten yessoensis (Yesso scallop), 2512 nucleotides. RefSeq lists its product as uncharacterized. Bases 113 to 2092 code for a protein of 659 amino acids. Lineage: Eukaryota; Metazoa; Mollusca; Bivalvia; Pectinida; Pectinidae. The transcript has 2 exons. Gene Ontology annotation, molecular function: ubiquitin-protein transferase activity; zinc ion binding. The record is from RefSeq and is a predicted model, not a curated record. Gene Ontology annotation, biological process: positive regulation of DNA-templated transcription. Gene Ontology annotation, cellular component: chromatin; nucleoplasm.